UUAUCCUUUUCGAGGACGGCGACCGAGUGAGUGUGGGCUCUAGUGUUUUCACUGGCUGGGGGGUUCUGGGUGGGGCCUGUUGACCCUCCUUUUCUUGGCGGGGAUCGGGCGUGCGGUCCCGGUCCGCGUAAUGUACGGAGGUAGAGGGAAAGGGCUCCGGCCUCCUCGGCGUCAUGUCUUCGGUACCGGCGGCUUCCAUUCCGCGGGUUCUAUCCUCAAGCGCCGGGACAUGGCUCCAAGGAGCAGGGCAGAACCGCGGUUCAGCAGACUCCUCCCCGGGGUGCUCACACCUUCUCCUUUGAUUUCAGGUCUUUGGAGUCGCCCCAGGAGCCGGAGCUGUCGCACAUCCCCUCCUCUUCCACUUCCCGUUGCAAACAAUAAAGGCCGUUCGUAGCGUAGUAAGUUUGUGUCCGCGUUCUUUUUUUCCGAGACUGUAGAGUUAGGGAGCCUGUACGCGUGAUUUCGCACAGCGUAUUUUGCACAUCUUCCUUUGGACCUCAGGCCCCUGCCGGAGUACGGGCGACAUUUUCGCAGAAGUUUCUCUGGCCGACCUUGCCGGCACCUCCGGAUGGCAGCCCUGCGCCAAACCCUCCACCUGGCGAGCCUGGCGGCGGGGGCGCGUCACGCCGUGGCGGGCUCCCUGGCUGGUAGCUGCCUGGCGGUCCGCCGCCUCUGGGAUAAGCUCCCUGCCCAGCCCGGUCAGAGCAGCGCCGGCACCUUCGACUGGUUCUUCGGAUACGACGAAGCCCAGGAGCUCCUAUUGCCGCUGCUGCAGGAGGCACCAGCUGCCUGUCCACCGCGGGUGUUGGACGUGGGCUGUGGGACCUCCAGCUUGUGUACGGGCCUCUACACCAAAUGCCCGCACCCCGUAGACGUGUUGGGGGUGGACUUCUCUCCUGUGGCUGUGGCUCACAUGAACAGCCUCCUGGAAGGUGGCCAAGGCCAAAUACCCCUGUGCCCGGGGCACCCUGCCUCACGCCUCCACUUCACGCAAGCUAAUGCCCUGAACCUGCAGCCAGUGGCUUCCUCAGGCUCUUUCCAUCUAGUGCUAGACAAGGGCACCUGGGACGCUCUUGCUCAGGGUGGUCUGCCUGGGGCUUGCCAGCUGCUGUCAGAGUGCCUGAGGGUCCUAAGCCCUGGGGGGACCCUGAUUCAGUUCUCAGAUGAGGACCCUGAUGUGCGGCUGCCCUGCCUGGAGCAAGGGUCCCAAGACUGGACUGUGUCUGUGCAGGAGCUGGGCCCUUUCGGGGGCAUCACCUACUUUGCUUACUUGGUUCAAGGCUCCAAUUAAAGACUUUUAAAACCUGACCCUAGUGUUUCUGUUGGGUGAGGAGUUGGAGAAAGCUUUUGUCUUGGCAAGAGGACUGGAAAAUGAGGAUUUGGAUCCUGGCUUUCAUAUUUAUUAGAUGUGUGCACUGCACACAGUAUUGAGUAUUUCUGUGCCCCAGUUUACUCAUCUGCAAGGUUGGAAUAGUACCUGGAGUUAUGUGGAUUCCAUACAACAACAGGUGAAACAUUUAGCAGUGCCAGGAUGAGUGCUGAAUAAAGAAGGUACAAGUGGAUCAUUCCCCAUCCCCAGUUAACUGAACUCCUAAAAGCACAGAUAGGAUUUCUUAAUCCAAAUUCCUUGGAUAGGACUUGUGUGACCCACCAGGGGCCUAACCUGUAAGCCUUCAUUUUUCUCAACUUGUAAAAGGGGAAG
This is a messenger RNA of Kogia breviceps (pygmy sperm whale), 1702 nucleotides long. RefSeq names its product citrate synthase lysine methyltransferase (gene CSKMT). The record is from RefSeq and is a predicted model, not a curated record. NCBI's taxonomy places the organism in Eukaryota, Metazoa, Chordata, Mammalia, Artiodactyla, Physeteridae.